AUGAAUAAAUUAUUUAACAUACUUAAAAAAACUAUUAAAAUCAAUCAUCAAUAUCAAGAGAACAAUGUAAAUACCACUUUUCAAUAUGAGCAUGAAAAUAGUCAUCUUGUUAGUCAUCAUUGUUCAAUAUGGAUUGACUCAACACCUUGUCAUGGGCAACCUGUUACUGAGCAGUCCUCUCAGGAUAACGGAUUAAAUUCACAAGAUGUCUUAAGUAAUAGAAUUUCUAGUUGUCAGUCGAACAACUUUGUUGACCCGACGCCUUAUGAUGAACCACUCGCUAUCGAACAAUCUUAUCUUUUACCAUCUUUAGACCAUCAGAAUAAUUCGAACCAAUUUAUUGAUACAGCCUAUAAUGAUAAUGAAUCACUAAAUCAUUGUUCGAAUUCGCAGGACACUUUAUAUGAGGCUUCGAGCUGCCAGUUAACUCAAUUUUUGGAUCCUGUAUUUUGCAGUGAACAAUCACUUAAUGUACCUGUCGUUGAACAAUCCUCUUGUCCAAUAUCUAUAAAUAAUCAGUCAAACCUUCAAAUCAAUACAUGUGAAGAGUCUUCAAACAUUCAACAAGGUCAAUUUAUAAGUCUUAGCACAGGUCCGAAUGUGAGUUUUCUGCAUUCAUUUACACUGGUGUUAGAUUCAUCAGAAGUUGAUGACAGCGAUGAAAGUUCUGAAACUAUUAAUAACAAUGAAGAUGAAAGCAAUAAUGUUGAUGAUUAUGAAUACGCUAUGCGAUUACAGCGAAUCUAUAAUGAAGAAUUAAAUAUAGGUAAUGCGCAAGUGAUAAGUAAUUUUGAAUAUAAUCAUAAUCAAGAGGGUUUGCAUGAAUGUAAUAUGCAAGUAUAUGAUAACUUGGAAGAAUCGAGCUUAGUUACCAAUUGUCCAUCAAAUAUGAAUGAUGACAAUAAUGAAUCUUGUGCUGUAAUGCCGGUGCAAAAUUGGCAUUCAUCAAGUGGAUGGGAUGAAGAUUUAACUGAACAACCAAGCAAUUGGAAUGAAGAAAUAAAUGACUCAUCAUAUAAUUAUAAUGAUUCACAAACGAUCCGGGAUGAUGAUGACCUAAGUUGGGGUUGGGACGUUGAAGUAAAUGAUUCACCAAACAGUUCAGAUGAUGAUAUGAAUGAACAACAGGGUGAAAAUUGGGUUACAGGUGAAUGUCAAGGCGAUAAUUGGAAUCUAGGAAUAAAUGAUCCAUCAAACAGUUGUAAUGAUACAUCAACUGUCCAGGAUGAUGAUGAUUUAGGUUGGGGUUGGGGUGUUGAAAUAAAUGAUUCAACAAGGUGUUCAGACAGUGAUUUAAAUGAACAACAAGGAGACAAUUGCGACACUUGGAUUGCAGAUGAACAUCAAGAUAGCUGUUGGAGUACUGAACGUUCCAAUAGUUGGUGGGAUGAAGAAGUAAACGAUACAUCAGUUGGUUGGGGAGAUGAAGGUGGAGUAUUCAAUGAUACUAUGCGUCAAAUUUUGGAGACAUUUCUGUUAUUGGAAAAUCCUGAAUAUGGUGGUGAUGGACAUUUGUUUACUGGAGACAAUUAUAAAUUGAUUAGUUCGACCGCUCCAAUUCAUUUCAUGGAUGAACUUGAUGACACCAUUACUUUAAAUGAUCUUGAAAGGUUUAGUCCUUCAAUAUCAAAAUUUGUUAAAGAUAUAUUAAACGCAGAACCUAAUACUGACUUAUCUACUAUUGUUGGGUUUGAUGAAUGGGCUGAGU
Racocetra fulgida is the source of this 1708-nucleotide messenger RNA. NCBI's taxonomy places the organism in Eukaryota, Fungi, Glomeromycota, Glomeromycetes, Diversisporales, Gigasporaceae. The record is from the annotation of a GenBank genome assembly.